Spodoptera litura is the source of this 9031-nucleotide messenger RNA. RefSeq names its product Teneurin-a transmembrane protein (gene Ten-a). Gene Ontology annotation, biological process: motor neuron axon guidance. Lineage: Eukaryota; Metazoa; Arthropoda; Insecta; Lepidoptera; Noctuidae. The record is from RefSeq and is a predicted model, not a curated record.
AUGAGCACGUCGAGGAUGGAGCGGCCAGGUCGGCGGGCUAAGGCCGGCUCGCUGAGCGGGCUGUCGGGCGGGCUGCCCAGUGCGCCGAGUGGGCCUGGCGGCGUGCGGCGCCAGCGCUCCCUGGAGUGGGGCGGCGACAGGUACAGCAGCAGCGACGACGACCGCCCCCCGCAGCCCCCACCCCUCGCCGACAGAGUAUUCGCCUCACUCCUCGCACAAGCCACGCAACAGUUCGACAAUGAACAGCGUCGAAUCUAUGGUUCAGAAGGAGGUGAGGAACUACCUCGGUAUGCCAGCAGUCCACAACGGCAGUCUUCUCCAUUCCCUCAUGAGAGUACCAACAGGCGGUUCUACAGAAGAAACAGGAACUCUAAAGGUGAGGAGAUAUUCAGUGCUGAGCCUAGUGGUACUCUGCAGCGUCGACGACGUGCUGACGACUUUCCUCACGAAAACAACGCGCGCAACGCACGCCUUUGCCUGAAUAAUGCGUCGUCAGGCAAUGGAGGUCAAACAAGCGAAAGGGAGUGCGAAUCUCCUCCAGAGCCGGCUCCUCCCGAAGUACCUCCUAGAGGGCCAAGCCUUCAUGUCACCCUGCGCCAUCGUCCUUGCGAGCAACCAGCGGAGCCUGAUCGACUGUACCUGUCUGAAGAAUUCGUAAUGUCGGAAGGUGGUGCGAGUGGCGGCAACUAUCCAGCCAGGUCGCCGAUAUCCAGCUCGACCACGGGUCACUCCAGCUCCAGUCAUCACAGAUUGGGCGGCGCGCCGAUGUCGAGUGGAAUGGGCGGCGGCACACUGGGCAGCGGGCACUGCCAGCUCGCGAACCAACCGCUGGUGAUGCCGGUGUUCCCAUUGCGUGCCAGCCAGCCUAGCCCCGUCCCCGUGUACUCGCCAUCACGGUUCCACAUAGAUAAACGGUGCCAACACCGGUGCACGUGGAAGUGCCUCGCCAUCGCCAUGAUAUGCCUCUGUGUCAUCUUAGCGGCGAUGCUCGCCUACUUUAUAGCGUUAUCGUCAAUUAAAAGUAAUAUAGACAAUUCAAAUUGUAUUCUGGUACAAGAUGUGAAAGCCGUAACACAUGCACAAGGAAUUAGAGAUGCUUUAUCAACGUCAUCACCGUCAGACGAAUCAAUAUCAACUUCAUCAUUAGGCGGGUGGUCAACAACAGCAGAAGCGGCACUAGAGUCAGCAGUAAUACCUCAACAAGCGCAACAAGCAGCGCCGCCUCCUUGGUCACCCGCGUUAGAAGUUAGAGAAUUCGAUGAGUUACACAGCGCUACUAUACCUGCUUAUCAAUUUUGGAGUUCUGAAUUUCGCAACAAGCAACCCGCCUACGUUAGCCUUAACUUCACGGUUCCCUGGGGAGCUAAUUUUGCCGUAUAUGGCAGACGCAACGUAGCUCCUAGCGUAACACAAUACGACUUUGUUGAAUUUAUUAGAGGCGGCAGGGUUGACCACAGACUACGCCGCAGAAGAAGCCCAUUCAGAGAUAAUCCAUUUCAAAGUAGUCUAAAUGACUGGGACGCAUUGAUAAGCACGAUAAACCCAUUGCAUAAAUGGAACCACACACUAAGCAAACGUUCAACGGACAUGAGAGUAAACGUCAGCAUAUUACAAUACCUUGACACAGGAAGAUGGUUUAUAUCAGUAUACAAUGACGAACUGCAGCCACACAACGUUGAAAUGAUCGUUUCUGAGGCGGAAGGCGUCACUAACUCUUGUCCAGAUGAUUGCUCAGGUCACGGAUCAUGCUACCUCGGAAAAUGCGAAUGUAUGGACGGCUAUGAAGGACACGACUGUUCGAAAAGUGUGUGUCCAGUUCUUUGUUCGGGGCACGGUGCGUAUGCAGGUGGUGUAUGUCACUGUCUGGAAGGGUGGAAAGGUCCGGAAUGUGACGUUCCAGCACACGACUGUGAGCCGGCCGACUGUUCCGGGAGAGGUCAAUGUAUCGCCGGCCAUUGCCAUUGUAAGGCUGGAUGGAAAGGGCAAAAGUGCGACGAAGAGGACUGCCUUGAUCCAACUUGCGGUGGCCAUGGCUCAUGCGUGCGUGGUAGAUGCGUGUGUCGUGCAGGAUGGCGAGGUGCCUCUUGCAGUGAACGCGAUGCUAGGGUACAACGUUGUCUUCCUGCAUGCUCUCAACGUGGCGUAUACGACUUAGACGCAGGACGAUGUGUAUGUGACCCGCUCUACACCGGAGAUGAUUGCUCGCAAGUUGUGUGUUCAUUGGAUUGUGGACCGCAUGGUGUUUGUGCCGAGGGCGUUUGUCGCUGCGAUGACGGCUGGACAGGCUCCAUGUGUGACCAACGACCUUGUGACACGCGCUGUCACGACCACGGGCAAUGCAAAAACGGCACGUGCGUCUGUACGCAAGGGUGGAAUGGCCGACACUGUACUUUGCCUGGUUGUCCGAAUGGCUGUACUCGUCAUGGCCAAUGUCUUCUGGAAGAUGGAGUGUACCGGUGUUCCUGCGCUGACGGCUGGGCUGGCACUGAUUGCUCCAUUGCACUUGAACUCUCUUGCAACGACAACGAAGAUAACGAUGAAGAUGGCAUGACGGACUGCUCGGACUCGGAAUGCUGCAGUCGACCAGAGUGCGCCGAGCACAUCAUGUGCUUAGCUUCCAACGAUCCUGUGGAAGUACUCCUCAGGAAGCAACCGCCUUCUGUCACCGCAUCCUUCUAUCAGCGCGUCAAAUUCCUCAUCGAAGAAAACUCUGUCCAGAGCUACGCACACAUGGACGAAUACUCCGAAAGCGAGUUCUGGAAUUCCUUUACACCAUGCCGUGUCUCCGUGAUGAGGGGUCAGGUGGUCUCACCACAAGGCCUUGGUAUCAUCGGCAUCAGAGUCUCCGUCGACAGGGAGGCUCGCUUCGGAUUCACACUCACUAGACAGGGUGGAUGGUUUGACGUGCUGGUGAAUGGAGGAGGUGCAGUAACGCUACAGUUCCAGAGAUCACCAUUCAAGCCGCUGAGGAAGACCGUCUUCGUACCUUGGAACCAGAUCGUGGUUCUGCCACCAGUGCAGAUGGAACUUAGUGAUGACAACGUUAAAGUACCAACGCCCAGGGCUCCACCUCGCAUCGGCUGGUCACCAACUCCACAAUGGUGGGAGGCAGAAACUCCACCUUGUGCUGCACAUGACCAUGAACGAUUGAGGCCAGAAGUAGUAGCAGUUCCACCACUAGCAGCACCCGCUGCCUCAUCUGCUACCACUACCACCGUCAUUUACCCUGAGGCUCAGAUUGUAAGCGAAUCUAUUGGUAUCCCUGGCUCACUGGUGAAGCUCACGUAUCGUUCUUCCCAAUCAGCUGGGUACCUGUCUUGCGUCCACGUUCAGCUCACUCGUCGUGUAGUACCAGCAUCUCUCAUUCGGGUACAUGUUCGCGUUGAAAUCGAAGGCUCCUUGCAUACGCACACCUACGAAGCUGAUCCCGACUUGACUCAUAUCUUCGCAUGGAACAAACGAAACGUAUACAAACAAAAGGUAUACGGCCAAGCACAAGCUAAAAUAUCAAUCGGAUAUGAAUACACAUCAUGCUCGUCAAUCGUAUGGGAGACACAAACAGCUACUCUGGCCGGCUUCGACGUAGACAUUUCAGAUAUCGGAGGAUGGGGUCUAGAUAUACACCAUCAUUACAACUUCCAUGAGGGUAUACUGCAAAAGGGUGAUGGCGCACUACUUCACUUAAAGCAAUAUCCUAGGACUGUACAGGUUGUAAUGGGAACCGGUCUCCAAAGAUCUCUUGAAUGUCCUGACCACUGCAACGGCAAGGCAGCCGAUGCUCGUCUCUUGACUCCGACAGCAUUAACGUCAGGUCCAGAUGGAUCCUUGUACGUUGGUGACUUCAAUCUUGUCAGACGUAUUACUCCUGAAGGCGUUGUCACUACUGUUCUUCAAUUACAAACUACGCAAGUUGCAUAUCAAUAUUAUAUCUGCAUAUCACCAGCGGAUGGAUAUCUCUACAUAUCAGAUUCUGAGAGACAUCAAGUCCGAAGAGUGAUCGCUUUAGAAAAGGUCAGAGAUCCAGCCACUAAUUCUGAACCUGUAGUCGGUAACGGAGACCGUUGCGUACCUGGAGAUGAUUCUAACUGUGGGGAUGAAGGUCCGGCGAUCAAAGCAAAACUGGCUCAUCCUAAAGGUCUUGCAAUUGCAGCAGAUAGAACUAUGUACAUCGCAGACGGAACCAACAUAAGGGCAGUUGAUCCCAACGGCAUUAUACACACUCUUGUAGGACAUCAUGGCCAUCACAACCACUGGUCACCAGUCCCAUGUCGAGGAGCAAUUCCACCUUAUGAAGCACAAUUACAAUGGCCUACUGGUGUAGCUCUAUCUCCUCUUGAUGGAUCUCUGUACUUCAUAGACGACAGGAUUAUUCUGAAAUUAACAGUUGAUAUGAAAAUCAAGGUGGUCGCUGGCCAACCAUCACAUUGCCGCCUAGGAAACGAUGGAAAACCUGUUGCAAAGCCUGCCAAUCGAACAAACACAGACAUCAGGGAAGAUUCCAGCUUAGGCACUAUACUGGCUAUAGCUUUUGCACCUAGUGGUAUUCUGUAUGUCGCUGAGGCAGAUUCUAAGAAAACGAACGCUAUCAAAUCUAUUGACCCAUCUGGAAAGAUCAUGCAUUUCGCUGGAAAGGUUCAAGAGAACCUGAAGGAAUUAAGCUGUGAAUGUAAUUCCUCGGCAGCUGCAACAGCUGUACCUACGAAUUCUAGAGAUGAUGCUGGUUGCCCAUGUAGGCUUAGCGUAGCAGCAGGUGAUGAACCUCCUACAAGCACAGAAACUUUAUUAUCGUCCAAUGCUAAAUUCCAAACGAUUUCUGCUCUGGCUGUAACUCCAGAUGGAGUGCUCAACGUAGUCGACCAAGGAUCUCUUCACAUUUUGGCCCUAAAACACUACUUACCAACUCAUGACGAAAACGGAGAAUUUAGAAUACCUUACCCACCAACAUCAGAAAUAUACGUAUUCAACCGCUAUGGCCAACAUAUCACUACAAAAGACUUGACAUCAGGCAAAACGAGGUACUCAUUCUUGUAUUCAAAGAAUACAAGUUUCGGGAAACUAUCUACCGUAACUGAUGCAUCUGGAAAUAAAAUACAGUUACUGAGAGAUUAUAGCAACAUUGUUAGUUCCAUCGAAAACACACAAGACCAUAAACUUGAGUUGAAGAUUUCUGGAAUUGGUUACCUAACCAGAAUUUCUGAGAAAGGUUCCACCGAAAUGGAGUUUGAUUACGAUGCAAGUAGUGGAUUACUGAACAGUCGAUCAGGGGCUGGUGAUACAGUAAUCUACAAUUACGACGAACUAGGAAGAGUAACUAAAAUUAUAAUGCCAUCCGGUGAGCAAGUUCAUAUAACGUCUGGCCUUGCCAAGAAUUAUGGAUUAGCGGUCACUGUAUCAAACCCAUCAAGCACUAUCCCCGUAGGAGUUGCCAAGAAAUGUGAAUACGUAUUACAUGGUCAAUCGUUCAAACAAAUUACUAUAAAUAAUGGUAAACAAAUAACCGAAGGCAAGAUUUACACAAACAACACACUACUCCUUGAAACACCAUGGGCUGGCAAGUUCGAAAGUAUUGCCGCUGCAAAACACCCACUUCUGGAAGCUGCCUUGCCAAUAGAAGCUGAGAUGCUUCACAUGUGGUCACAUCAAACCACUACAUUCGGAGAUGCAUUGGUAAACAACAUGUAUUCCUUAUACACUCUUGUGGGCGAUGUAAGGAAUCCACAACAAACUUUGAAUAGAGAAAUAUGGGUGAAUGACUCCAGAGUGCUUAUAAUUGAAUUUGAUCAAUUUAAGAGCCGUGAAACCUUCUUCAACGCUGAUAGAAACCCACUGUUUACCAUCUCUUACGAUGUCGCUGGUUUACCACUUUCCUUCAAUCCGCAUGGUGCUGGAGCUCCUCUUAAUAUUUCAUACGAUAGAUUCAAUAGAAUCAACGGCUGGAAAUGGGGUGACAGUGAAGAAAGCUAUAGCUAUGACCCACAUGGAAUGCUUUCGGAGAUAACAAGUCCACAAGACGGCACAAAGUUCAUCUACUACAAUGAAGGUAACCUUGUAUCCAAGAUAAGCUUAGCCAGCCAAAGAAGCUUCAAAUACAAGUACGAUAACGAUGGUGGCCUAACACACGUCAUUUUGCCUUCGGGAUCAAACCAUUCAUUCAGUGUGCAACCGUCAAUUGGAUUUUUGAGAGUAACGUACACACCACCUGGUUCGUCCAAGAAAUAUUUGCAACACUAUGCUCACACAGGCGAACUUUUACAGACAGUAUUCCCAGGUGAUGGAGCUAGAGUUGUCUAUCGUUAUUUCACAACUAAUAAAGUAUCAGAAGUCAUUCAUGGAGAUGGUCAAACACAGAUUCAUUACGCAGAAGCCAGUGGUCUACCAUCAGAAAUAUUGCAUGUGGACCGUGAUGUAGACUAUCGAUGGGAAUCCACCUAUGUAGGUGGACUACUAACUGAAGAAAGGCUUGACUACGGUGCCAAAACUGGACUCAGUAAUGCUAAAAUUAUUUAUGAAUACGACAACAAUUAUAGAAUAACUUCCGUCCAAGGUAGAAUUGGUGGGCAAACACUAAUCCCGCAUCAUAUUGUUUACAACAGCAAAACGGGUGCUCCUGAGAUACUCGGACAAUUUACUGUGUCGAAACAGAAAUGGAAUGAAACCUCUGUGUACGACGGAAUAGCAAUGUUCUCUCGCCUACUUAACGACCAGUUCCUAGAAAAGGAAGUUACUGUGAAUAUCCACAGAAUGGAAGUAUUCCGAAUGGAGUUUUCUUAUGAUAGACAUGGAAGAAUAUCUCAAACACGCACUCAUACUCGAAAUGUAGGUGUUAAUACUUAUACUAAUGUCAAAAACUAUACUUGGGACUGUGACGGUCAACUUACCGGAGUGGAAGCUCAAGAACCAUGGGGCUUUAGAUAUGAUGAUAACGGCAACAUGUUGUCCCUGACUUACAGAGGUAAUACUAUACCUAUGGAAUACAAUGACAUGGAUCGCAUUGUAAAAUUCGGUGAGGGUCAAUAUAGAUACGAUAGCCGUGGUCUAGUAUCGCAAAAUGCAAGAGAAGAGAGAUUCCAAUAUAAUUCUAAAGGACUUUUGAUUAGAGCAACAAAACGAGGAAGAUUUGAUGUUCGAUACUUCUACGAUCAUCUAGACAGGCUAUCAACAAGAAAAGAUAACUUUGGAAAUGUAACGCAAUUCUUCUACACAAACAAAGAUAGACCCCAUGAAGUCAGCCAUAUUUAUUCCCCGCGUGAAAACCGAUUCAUGACCCUGGUAUAUGACGACAGAGGACAUCUGAUCUACACACAGGUUGCUCGCCAUAAAUAUUACAUUGCAACGGACCAAUGUGGUACACCUGUGAUGAUUUUCAAUCAAUACGGAGAAGGAAUAAGAGAAAUCAUGAGAUCUCCAUACGGCCAUAUUGUAUACGAUUCUAACCCAUACUUAUACCUUCCUGUUGAUUUCUGUGGAGGACUCCUGGAUCAAGUCACAUCACUAGUCCAUAUGGCAAAUGGAAAAGUUUACGACCCCUUGAUUGGACAAUGGAUGUCUCCACUGUGGGAAAAUCUCAUUGAGAGGAUUCAUAACCCAACCCAGUUACACCUCUAUAGAUUUAAUGGGAACGAUCCUAUCAAUGUACGGCCACAGAACAAAAAACCAACAGAUCACCUGUCAUGGCUGAAAUUACUUGGCUAUGAUACAAAGAGCCUUGCGCCUCAACUCUACCCUGACGAACUACCCGGUGGAUCAGUCUUACCAAGCAUUCCUCGCGGUCGGCCUGUUUGGGGCACCGCACCUGCUGAUACCAGUCCUGGACUUCCUUCUGCCAUGUCAUUACUUCCAACAGUCACAAUAGAAUCAGGAUUCCUCUCACACAUGUCAAAUAAGAGGAUAGCUGAUUUUAGAAGUUUGUCUAUUCCGGCAAUGUCAGCACUCAAGACUGACGCCCUGAACCUGGCUCCUAAACGUAUAGGAUCUGACUCCGAGCCACCAUUCGGACGUGGUAUCUUGGUCUCACGCAACUCUCGUGGUCGUGCAGUCGUUACCACCGUGCCUUCGGCUAACGCUAUCUAUCGCGAUGUUUAUACCUCAGUCUUUAAUCGAUCUCAUCUUCUGCCAUUCUCAUUUGUUGUGCAUGGUGAUCAACAAGAUGUCUUCUACUUUGUCAAAGAAGACACUUGGCGUGCCGCAGACGAUAAACAACAACUGAAACGAAUGCAAGGAAAACUUAAUGUAACAUUCCAUGAAGUUGCUGAAGGAGGACGUUCAUAUGCGGACGUUAAAAUUCAUGGAAAAACAAGCAUAGUCAAUCUACGAUACGGCACCAGUGCGGAACGGGAGCGACAGCGACUGCUGCACCACGCACGCGCCGCAGCCGUACGGAAAGCGUGGCACCGCGAGCGCGAGGCGCUGCGCAGUGGACUCGGCGGCUCGCUGGACUGGUCCGCAGCCGAGUUAGAUGAAAUUCAGAAGGCUGGAUCAGCAGCUGGCUACGAAGGAGAGUACGUGCACGACGUGGCACGAUACCCAGAGCUAGCCGAGGACCCGUACAACAUUCGCUUCGUGAAGAAGCGGUCGGAUCGCGCCGAGCGCCGGCGGCGGAAGCGCUCGGACUGCCGCGGGGCCUGGUGGCUCGCCUGGGACGAACUCUGCUAGUGACGUGCCGCCAUCCAUAUGCCAAAUGGUGUGAAUGUGAAAUAGGUGUGUGUAAACGGUGAGGAAUGAUCGUGCGAGUGUUUGUGAAAUAUAUUUUGUAAAUAGUCUCUAUUAAUUGUUAAUUGUUGAUGUAUGUAUGUACGGUAGAUGCGAAUCCCUAUCGCUGUGUAAAUAAUAAAGUUUAAUUUGCAGGGAGAGAAUGGACCUUUUGAGAGGACUGAUAUUAAAAAUAAAUGUAAUGUAUGUAUAGAUAAGAUUUAUGUGAAUAUGAAAUUAUUUAUACUUAUUUAUCGGUAAAAAAGCUUCAUUGUGUCCAAUGUUCUUAUAAAUUUAGAUGAAGACUAUUUGAAAGAAUAAAAAGGCAUACUUUUUUAACCAA